CGGCGCUACGGGCCCCCAGACCGCCCCGGACCCGCCGCCCGGGCCCUCCCUUCACGUUGCCGGGUAACGGCGGCCGCUCGGCAGCAUGGCCUCUCCCGCCCCGCCGGCGCCGCCGGGCGCCCCGGGUGCAGUGGGGCCGGAAGGGGCAGAGGAGGCACUCGGUGUCGCGGCGGCAAAGGGUCGGCAGCCUCCCGUCUCCGCCCUCUCCGCCUUCAGCCACAUCCCGGCCAGACGGGAAGGGCCUCCGGAGCUCAGCUAUUUCCACUGUGUGGGCAAGACAGGAGAUGUUUCCACUUACGAUGCCAUUUUUAAUAGAUCAGAGGGUUACAACGAAAAACUUCACCGAUGUGACAGAGAACAUGCAAGCAGUCGUGGUCUUAACAUUAACGAGGAGGAAAUGGCAAGACCUGUCGCUGUUCUGUCAUCUUCAGAAUAUGGGAGACGCGUACAUAAGCCCUUAGAGCAGCCGAUAAGAGAACAUGUGAAGAUUGAUCGCUUGCAGGCAGAACUCUACAGGACAAAUGGUGUCACCUGCUUAAUGGGAAAACCUCCUUCAAGCCUGGAGCCAUUCUAAGCCUCUUGUACCUGUCAUUACCAGCAACAUUUAUGUAGGAAAACACCCACCUCACAUCAAAAAGCAAAACAGUGCUUUUGCCUUUUCCUCUACAUUUUAGUUAAUGGGAAUGAUUUGGAUUAAAAUAGGAUGAAAUAGCAGCUCUGCUUUUCUUCAUGCUACUGCAAGUGCAUGUCUUCUUAUAGUCUCAUAGAAGUCUCAUGAAGAAGGGCAUCAGCAAGAGCUGAACAUUUUAGGUAGCAAGACUGGAAGUGAGACCUGUUGGGUCAACAGUCCUGCUACAUAAUUAUUCACAGACUUUAACAUUUAGACAAGCUUGUUCAAGGCAUCAGUGGUCACCAACUUCUUAAUUCUUACAGUGUUGCUACAAAAUUGCUAGGUGUUAUCUGUACAACAGCUGAAAUGGGGAUUCGACCCAGAUUUUCCAAAAUGGGCAAAUAAAGAAAUGAUCUGUGAUACUGUGAUCUCACUUAGGCAAACACUUAGCAGUUUCAGUAGACUUCAAGUGAAAGUCAGGUUAAAAGGCAGCUUCUGAGUACUUAGCAUUUAAAUAGACAAAAUCUGGGCUUAGCUGAUUUCAGACAUCUGUUUGCUGACUUUCACCAUACAAAUGGUGUCCGAGGGAUUGAUUUGUUUGUCAAAAGUUUCACAAUAAAAAUUAUCUUUGUUUCUGUACCCAAUGCUAAAAAAAAAAAAAAAAAAGAAAAAAGAAAAAAUGAAAAAAAUUUA
Messenger RNA from Columba livia (rock pigeon), 1303 nucleotides. RefSeq names its product cilia and flagella associated protein 90 (gene CFAP90). The coding region runs from base 86 to 574 and encodes 162 amino acids. The transcript is spliced from 3 exons. NCBI's taxonomy places the organism in Eukaryota, Metazoa, Chordata, Aves, Columbiformes, Columbidae. The record is from RefSeq and is a predicted model, not a curated record.